Molecule: messenger RNA, 1046 nt
Organism: Xenia sp. Carnegie-2017
Lineage: Eukaryota; Metazoa; Cnidaria; Anthozoa; Malacalcyonacea; Xeniidae
Exons: 6
Coding region: 36-1046 (336 amino acids)
Source: RefSeq, a predicted model, not a curated record
UGCGACGCUUUUGUUCUGCACAUGACAUUCACCGCAUGUCGAAAGUUACAGACCAAGAGCUAGAUUGUGCUGUGUCUGUAGCCGUUUCACAGGUUGGCCCAACUUAUGGUCGCAAGAUGAUGAAAGGAAAGCUUGAAGCUGCAAAUAUUAAAGUUAAUGAAAAGCGCCUUUCAAGGUCACUUCAUAGAGUUGCACCAGAUUAUUGUCAACAAAGAGAACAAAACACAGCAAAGCUAUUGAAUCCAGUGCCAUACAGUGCAGAUUACUUUGGUCACAAACUUCACAUGGAUCAAAAUGAAAAGUUGGUCAUGUAUGGGUGCACGACAGUCUUGGCAGUUGAUGGAUACAGCAGCAUGAUUAUGGCAGCUGCUUCGAUGCCUGUGAAAAAUAAUGUGAAAAUUUAUCGCUCUGUAUUCAGGCCUAUUAUUGAACAAUAUGGUGUAUGGGACCAAGUUCGUGUUAACUGUGGAAAGGAGUUUUAUCUCACUUUGUUUGUGCAACAAAGUUUGUCUGCACAUAGAAGAAACACGCUUCGAAUACCAUACAAACAGACACCAUCUACCAAGAACCACAUGGUUGAACGGCUUUGGGUUGAAGUGAACGGCAGGAUUAAUUACCCAAUCAAAACCCAGUUGAACAGGAUGGCUCAAGAAGAGCUAAUUGAUAUGGUCAACGUUGUUCAUCAGUUCUGCGUAUCUACCAUAGUAAUACAGGUUGUUCAGGCUGGAAUACAAGAGCUCCUCCCAGCAUGGAAUUGUCAUACCAUUCCAGGAAAAGGUAAGCCAGAAGAGCUGAUGAACAACACUUACAGGGGAGUAUGUGUACUUCACGGUACUGAAAUUACCCUUCCUGAGAUUGCUGUUCAACAGUAUGAAAGAAGUAGGGGUCAAAUAAAAAGUUUUGGUAAUUUUGGAACUGAUCCCUUACUGGAAUUUCAACAUCUUCAAAUAAUCAGAGACAAAGAAUUCAAAAGCCGAAACCCUAGUUUUGCUACGAUAUUUAAUGAGAUUGUAAAUACUUACACGUUCGUGCUCUACAUGUGCUAA